Neltuma alba is the source of this 1439-nucleotide messenger RNA. RefSeq names its product autophagy-related protein 9-like. Lineage: Eukaryota; Viridiplantae; Streptophyta; Magnoliopsida; Fabales; Fabaceae. The record is from RefSeq and is a predicted model, not a curated record. Gene Ontology annotation, cellular component: autophagosome; phagophore assembly site. Gene Ontology annotation, biological process: piecemeal microautophagy of the nucleus; protein localization to phagophore assembly site; reticulophagy.
UAAAUAAACGAAUUUACGUGUUACUGUAAUUUCAUCGUCUUCUACGCAAUCAAGCCCUCUUCCUCUCUUGCCUUCAUGCUCUUUGUAUUCUUCCCCGCUCUGAUUAACGUCUUCUCUCGCCGUAUUAGCCUUCCCUCUGCUGGUUUCAACCCCUAAAUUUCUUAACUUUCAGGGGGGGUUUUGCCCAAAUUUCAUUACUGGGAGUACUUCACCUAUUUCGGUCGGUACUGCGUCAUUCCUAACUUCUUCCAUGAGUGUUGCUUAGUUCCAGGUUUCUGGGUCAUGGACUGGCUGUUUAUGCCUACUUUCAGUGUCUGCGAACAAUGUUUAUCAGGCCAAGGGGUCCUAGUGUUUUUAACAUAUUCAAAUGGAAGCGUCAAGACGGAUCAUCUUUGACAACAGGUUUGCUUCAGGAUGUUCCACCAGAGAUUGAGUUGUCUGACUAUGGAAGGAUUCCAAGUCCAGGUAGUGAGAGCCCUUCAGGGCUUCUUAAUGGCGAGAGUUUGAACAUAGAGCCGAUUUCUGACUUGGACCUCUUCUUUGAAAGGCUUUACAGCUACUACUGUGAGAAAGGGCUCUGGUGCAUUAUUAUAAAGUGGAUUGUUGAACUUCUCAGUCUAGGAUUUACCAUAUGUUUCUCGGGAUUUUUCUUAUUAUAUGUUGAUUGGAAUGGACUUCGCAAUGCGAAGUGUGGGAUGGAUGCAGUGGAAUCAGGAAUUAAGCCUUGUGAUCUUGGUAAAGAAGCUAUUUCAUCACCCUUUAACCCACUAACACUUACAAAGGUUAUUAUUGUUGGAUAUUUAGCAAUAUUUUCCAUCUAUUGGAUAUUCUGUUUCUUGAGGUUCUUUGCUCAACUAAAGGACAUUCUGGAAAUCCGUCACUUUUAUUACAAUAGUCUCCGUGUUACGGACAAUGAGAUCCAAACUAUGCCCUGGGCUACUAUUCUUGAAAAGGUUGUUUUGGUGCAAAGUUCUAGGCAGCUGUGUGUGGUAAAAGAUCUCUGUGCUCAUGAAAUGGUGAUGAGACUGAUGCGGAAAGAAAACUACUUGAUUGGAAUGAUCAACAGGGGAGUGCUUGCUUUUCCCAUUUCUCAGUGGGUCCCAGGUGCUGGUCCUAUGGUGAAAUGUGGUCCUAAUGGAGCACGAUAUCGUCUCAUACUAACCAAGACCCUUGAAUGGACUAAACUAAACUGGUGCAUCCUGCAAAGCAUGUUUGAUCGAAACUUUUGUGUUAGAAGGGAUUUUGUGUCCAACCCAAAGACAUUGAAGAAAAGGCUAAUGGUAGUUGGGCUUGCAAUGCUUUUACUUUCUCCAUUUCUUGUCAUAUUCAUGCUGGUGUAUCUCUUUCUGAGGCAUGCUGAACUUUAUAAUCAUCCAAGCACAGCAUCAUCUCGAAGGUGGUCAAAUUUGUCAAGGUGGAUCUUUAGGGAAUUCAAUGAG